CCACACUACCUUCUACCACAUCAUCAUCAUGGGCGUCCUCGACAUUGUCCCCGCUGGCGUCAUCACCGGCAAGAACCUCGUUGCUCUCUUCAAGCACGCCAAGGACAACCACUACGCCAUCCCUUCCUUCAACUGCACGUCGUCGUCGACCGUCGUCGCCGCCCUCGAGGGUGCUCGCGACUCGAAGUCGCCCGUCAUCAUCCAGGUCUCGCAGGGCGGUGCCGCCUUCUUCGCCGGCAAGGGCGUCAAGAACGGUAACCAGGAGGCGUCCAUUGCCGGCGCCGUCGCCGCCGCCCACUACGUCCGCGCCAUCGCGCCCACGUACGGCAUCCCCGUCGUCCUCCACUCGGACCACUGCGCCAAGAAGCUCCUCCCGUGGUUCGACGGCAUGCUCGAGGCCGACGAGGCCUACUACAAGGAGAAGGGCGAGCCCCUCUUCUCGUCGCACAUGCUCGACCUCUCGGAGGAGUCGAAGGAGGAGAACAUCGAGACCUGCGUCAAGUACUUCACCCGCAUGGCCAAGAUCGACUUGUGGCUCGAGAUGGAGAUCGGCAUCACCGGCGGCGAGGAGGACGGCGUCAACAACGAGAACGUCGACAACGCGUCGCUCUACACCCAGCCCGAGGACAUCCUCGACAUCCACAACGCGCUCCACGCCAUCUCGCCCAUGUUCUCGAUCGCGGCCGGGUUCGGCAACGUCCACGGCGUCUACAAGCCGGGCAACGUCGCGCUCCGCCCCGAGCUCCUCGCCAAGCACCAGGCUCACUGCCACGAGCAGCUCAAGAGCGAGAGCAAGCUCCCGAUCUUCCUCGUCUUCCACGGCGGCUCGGGCUCGUCCAAGGACGAGAUCACGACCGCGGUUCAGAACGGCGUCGUCAAGAUGAACGUCGACACCGACACCCAGUGGGCCUACAUGACCGGCCACCGCGACUACUUCCUCUCGAAGCAGGACUUCCUCAAGCAGCAGGUCGGCAACCCGGAGAAGGGCCCUGACGCGCCCAACAAGAAGUACGCCGACCCGCGUGUCUGGGUUCGCGAGGGUGAGCUCACGAUGAAGAAGCGCUGCCAGGAGGCGUUCCACGACCUCCUCAGCGAGGGCAAGCUCUAAACCGAGUCGACGAUUGAGCGGGCUGCGGCCGACCUUUGUGCAUGACUGAAAAUGAGCAGUACGUUCACCUGU
Messenger RNA from Rhodotorula graminis WP1, 1180 nucleotides. RefSeq lists its product as uncharacterized. Gene Ontology annotation, biological process: glycolytic process; gluconeogenesis. The transcript is spliced from 8 exons. Bases 29 to 1108 code for a protein of 359 amino acids. Gene Ontology annotation, molecular function: fructose-bisphosphate aldolase activity; zinc ion binding. The record is from RefSeq and is a predicted model, not a curated record. Gene Ontology annotation, cellular component: cytosol. Lineage: Eukaryota; Fungi; Basidiomycota; Microbotryomycetes; Sporidiobolales; Sporidiobolaceae.